GGAGGGAGUGGAGAGACGCGGCGAGAGAGGCAUAGUAGGCGGCUGCUGCGAGAGGAGCCCGGCGAUUGCGCGCCGCUGCGAAGUGUUUUGCAGCCUUGGGGGACGCGCACGCACACUCCCUCGCAGGCGCUCUAGCGCACGGGGCUCUUCCUUGCAAAGUUUCGACUGCCAUCACACGCCAGGAUUUUCCUGCUCUGCUCCGCUGCUGCAACCUUGAACUUUGGCAGUGUGGUUGACAGUACCGUGGUGUAUCAUCCCGCUCGCACUUUGCUAAUCGAGGGGUGAAAAAAAGGCAACGCGAGGGAGGAAAAAGUCCUGUUUCUUCUUCUUCUGCCUCUUAACUCCCUGCAUUCCAUUCAACACCCCCUCCAAUUCCUCCACUCCCCCCUUCCCAGUUCACCAGCAGCGACUGCAGCAGCAAGACUGAGCCGCCGAGAACAAGAGGGUUAAAAGUGUAGAUUGGAUUUCACCCCGGGAAAUCUAGCGCUCUGAGUGAACUUGAAUCUUUGGCUAUUUAAGGAGGACUGGGGGGUUUGCUGCGAAGUUGUGGCUGCCCGAAGCGGAGCUCGCUCCGGAUUAACUUCAUUUUUAGCCUCCGUUGACUGUAAAAUAAACAGAUGAAAUCGCUGCCCUUUUGAUACUUUUCUCUCCGCAGAAGUGCGUUCUCAGAGCGAAGUCAUGAUGUAUUCUCCCAUCUGUCUCACUCAGGAUGAAUUUCACCCAUUUAUUGAGGCCCUUCUUCCACAUGUCCGUGCAAUCGCCUACACUUGGUUCAACCUUCAGGCUCGAAAACGCAAGUACUUUAAAAAACAUGAAAAGCGAAUGUCAAAGGAUGAGGAAAGAGCAGUCAAGGAUGAGCUACUCAGUGAAAAGCCUGAAAUUAAACAGAAGUGGGCAUCUAGGCUUCUCGCCAAGCUGCGCAAAGAUAUCCGCCAAGAGUAUCGGGAGGAUUUUGUGCUUACUGUUACUGGGAAGAAGCACCCAUGCUGUGUAUUGUCCAAUCCUGACCAGAAGGGUAAGAUUAGGAGGAUCGACUGCCUGCGACAGGCAGACAAAGUCUGGCGUCUGGAUCUAGUCAUGGUGAUCCUUUUCAAAGGUAUCCCCUUGGAAAGUACAGAUGGAGAACGACUUAUGAAAUCCCCCCAUUGCACAAAUCCAGCACUUUGCGUCCAGCCCCACCACAUAACAGUAUCAGUCAAGGAGCUUGAUUUGUUUUUGGCAUACUAUGUGCAGGAUCAAGAUUCUGGACAAUCAGGAAGUCCAAGCCACAAUGAUCCUGCCAAGAAUCCACCAGUGUAUCUUGAGGAUAGUUUUGUAAAAUCUGGAGUCUUCAAUGUGUCAGAACUGGUGCGGGUAUCCAGAACGCCUAUAACCCAGGGAACCGGAGUGAACUUCCCAAUUGGAGAACUUCCGAGCCAACCAUACUAUCAUGAUAUGAACUCAAGUGUAAACCUCCAGAGAUCACUGUCCUCUCCACCAACCAGUAAGAGACCCAAAACUAUAUCCAUAGAUGAGAAUAUGGAACCAAGCCCAACAGGGGACUUUUAUCCUUCCCCAAAUUCACCAGCUGCUGGAAGUAGGACAUGGCAUGAAAGAGAUCAAGUUACUUCAUCGUGUUCAUUUUCCUACGGUUCUCCUGCAUUCAUCGCAGACCAACAAUUAGAACCACAGCUUACCAUUAAAACUGAAGCACUUGGAUCCCCUUCACCUGUUCUUCCUCUACCACCUGCUCCACCUUGUGAUGAUGAAAGAGUGUCUUCUGCUGGAUUUCCCUCCUCUGGACCUUUGCCGUCUUUUGCUAUCUCCCCAACUUCUGGACUUGCUUUUCCUGGAAUUCCUUUGAUUACAGAUAUGUCUUCUCCUACAAUGAAGAAGCCUGAAAAGCCUUUGUUUAGCACUACAUCUCCCCAGGAUUCUUCACCAAGACUGACCACUUUCCAGCAUCACCAUCCAGGAAUCCCGGGAGUUGCACACAGUGUCAUCUCAACUAGACCUCCACCUUCACCUUCACCAUUGCCAUUUCCACCACAAGCUAUUCUUCCUCCUGCCCCAUCUAGCUACUUUUCCCAUCCAACAAUCAGAUAUCCUCCUCACCUGAAUCCUCAGGAUACUCUGAAGAAUUAUUCUUACGACCCGUCCAGUCCACAAACCAGCCAGCCUAACAGCAGUGGUCAAGUAGUAGGGAAAAUGCCUGGCCAUUUUACUCCAGUUUUGGCACCCUCUCCCCAUCACAGUACGGUGCGGCCUGUGACCCUGACCAUGACAGACACUAAACCCAUCACUACUUCCACUGAAGGUGAGGCAUCUUCACCUACAGCAAGCACCUACACAGCCUCAGGCACAUCACAAGCCAAUCGAUAUGUGGGACUAAGUCCAAGAGACUCUUCCUUCCUACACCAGCAACAGCUGAGGAUUUGUGACUGGACCAUGAAUCAAAACGGCAGGCAUUUAUACCCCAGUGCCAAUGAGGAUACAUUGGGAAUUACUUGGCAAAGUCCUGGUACCUGGGCUAGCUUGGUCCCCUUUCAAGUAUCAAACAGGACACCAAUCCUGUCCACAAAUGUUCAAAAUUAUGGUUUGAACCUAAUUGGAGAGCCUUUCCUUCAAGCAGAAACAAGCAACUGAGGGAGAUUGAAACUGAACAAAAUACUAUAAAAGAAAGGAAGAUGGGACAAAACAAUAUAUAUGAACCUGAAGAAAGAAGAAACAUAGACCAGCAAUUGCAGCACUUACAAUCACUAAUUCCCUUAAGAUUGAAACUGUUAAUGGCAUAAAAAAGGGUCGACAAUAUUUCACUGAUGAGUAGAAAGAUGCUCCUCCUAUGUAGCCUUUGUUCUAUGAAGUCCACUGGGAAAUAGAUGUUCUGUCUCUGACAAUAUAUUUUAACUGACUUUCUAGAUGCCUUAAUAUUUGCAUGAUAAGCUAGUUUAUUGGUUUAGUAUUCUUGUUGUUUACGCAUGGGAUCACUAUUCCUAGUUAGCUCUCAAAACAAAGGCUAGGAGGCAGCAGCCGAGCUGCAGGAGAAUAAGGGCUGUGAGCCGACUUUUCUCAGCACUCUGAUUUCUGAUUUUUUUUUCAAGGAAAAAAGUAGCCUUUAGUUAUCAAUCAAAAUUUAUUUAACUUUGGCCCUUAACCCAGCCUUUCCCUAGUGUGUUACCCAGUUUGAAAUGUUCAGGAUAUCAUUUAAAUAAACAGUCAUUUUAUAGAAUCAAUACCUCCCUUGAGGUUUAAAAAAAGUGUUAUCUUCUCAUAUGACAGUAAAAACAAAAAGAGAAAUACACUAAAAAAAAUUCCCCACUAAGGAAAACACUUAGAGGCAAGUGCAAUUUAAAAAUUAUAUCUAAGGGGAUCAUCGUUAUAAGUCCUUCUGCCCUUGGACUCUAAAUUGAGGGAAUUAAAAAAAAAAAAGAAUUUCAAAAAUAUUUGGAGCAAAUUUAUUUCCCUCUCAGUUUUGAAGGGAGGAUAUUAAAAGGCAUUAAUUAAAUCAAGACAAAUCAUGUACUUGAGAACAAGAAAUGAAUUGAAACAGAGCACUUAUGUUGAUUUAGCUUCUGAAUCCUUUGAGGUAUUUUAUUUAUUUAAAGUUACUGGUUGGAUCAAGAACCCACAGAGAGUAUGAAAGGUUCUAUAAAACCUACAUCACAGAGACAGAGAGAGGUAAAUCCAUGUCACAAGGGCAAAGCUUAUGGCUUUUGGGGGGAGGGGUAAAAUAUAUUUUUAAAAAAUGCACUCUUUCAAUAAAGCCUAAUGACAGGGUGCUGAAAACUUGCAUGGUGCUCUCAGAAAUUAGCUUUGUUUGACAGAUUUCUCAUAUUGACAGUAAUGUGCAUGGGCGGAUACAUUUUGCCUCUACGUCUCUAUAAAAAAUUAAUUAAAACUAUCCAGUAAUCCUAAUUUGCACGAAGUUAUAAUGUCCACAUAACGUGCCUUGCCUUGAAAUCUAAAAAGUGACAUCACUACACUUGUUUUGCUGCAUUUAUUAUCAUUUUAAAUCUUUACCAUUUUUAUGACAAAAUAUUUUGUACUUCAGAUGGGAAAACGAAAAAAAAAAGUGACAUCAUGGAUUUUUUAAGCAGUUAUAACUUUAUCUCACAUUUAUAAAGCAUAUCAUGGCUGUGUAUAGUUGCCGCUUAAAAAUUGUAAUCGACCAGCAAUA
This is a messenger RNA of Heteronotia binoei (common prickly gecko), 4156 nucleotides long. RefSeq names its product nuclear factor I B (gene NFIB). The record is from RefSeq and is a predicted model, not a curated record. Bases 679 to 2625 code for a protein of 648 amino acids. Gene Ontology annotation, molecular function: RNA polymerase II cis-regulatory region sequence-specific DNA binding; DNA-binding transcription factor activity, RNA polymerase II-specific. Gene Ontology annotation, biological process: regulation of transcription by RNA polymerase II. The transcript is spliced from 13 exons. Gene Ontology annotation, cellular component: nucleus. NCBI's taxonomy places the organism in Eukaryota, Metazoa, Chordata, Lepidosauria, Squamata, Gekkonidae.